Geosmithia morbida is the source of this 1647-nucleotide messenger RNA. Its product is annotated as isocitrate lyase. NCBI's taxonomy places the organism in Eukaryota, Fungi, Ascomycota, Sordariomycetes, Hypocreales, Bionectriaceae. Gene Ontology annotation, biological process: carboxylic acid metabolic process. Gene Ontology annotation, molecular function: isocitrate lyase activity. Bases 1 to 1647 code for a protein of 548 amino acids. The transcript is spliced from 5 exons. The record is from RefSeq and is a predicted model, not a curated record.
AUGGCUUCCAACAACAUGGUCCCCUCGGCCAUCAACCCCGACGUUGAGGACGACAUCUUCAACAAGGAGGUCGAGCAGGUCAAGGCCUGGUGGAAGGACUCGAGGUGGCGCAACACCAAGCGUCCCUUUACUGCCGAGCAGAUCGUCUCCAAGAGGGGUACCCUCAAGGUCGAGUACCCCAGCAAUGCUCAAUCCAAGAAGCUCUGGGGGAUCCUCGAGGCCCGAUUCAAGUCCAGAGAUGCCAGCUACACUUACGGCUGCCUCGAGCCCACAAUGGUCACCCAGAUGGCAAAAUAUCUCGACACCGUCUACGUCUCUGGAUGGCAAUCAUCAUCUACGGCCUCUUCAUCCGACGAGCCGGGUCCCGAUCUGGCAGACUACCCUUACACCACCGUCCCCAACAAAGUCGGCCACCUCUUCAUGGCCCAGCUCUUCCACGACCGCAAGCAGCGCCAGGAGCGUCUGAGCACCCCCAAGGAUCAGCGCUCCAAGCUCGCGGGGAUCGACUACCUCCGUCCCAUCAUCGCCGACGCCGACACCGGUCACGGCGGUCUCACCGCCGUCAUGAAGCUGACCAAGCUCUUCAUCGAGAAGGGUGCGGCCGGAAUCCACAUCGAAGACCAGGCUCCCGGCACCAAGAAGUGCGGACACAUGGCCGGGAAGGUGCUCGUUCCCAUCCAGGAGCACAUCAACCGUCUCGUCGCCAUCCGUGCCCAGGCCGAUGUGAUGGGUACCGACCUUGUUGCCGUGGCCCGCACAGACGCCGAGGCCGCCACUCUCAUCACCACCACCAUCGACCCCCGCGACCACGCCUUCAUCCUGGGCAGCACCAACCCUUCCCUCCAGCCGCUCAACGACCUGAUGAUCAGGGCCGAGGCCGAGGGCAAGGUCGGCGACCAGCUCCAGCGCAUAGAGGACGAGUGGAUCGCCGAGGCCGGGCUGAAGCGCUUCGACGACGCCGUCAUCGACGCCAUCGACGCCAGCUCCCAGCCCGACAAGGCCGGGCUCAAGUCCGCCUACCUCUCCCGGUCGAGGGGCAGGAGCAACGCCGAGGCCCGCGCCGCCGCCAGGACCGUCCUGGGAGGCGGGACCGACGUCUUCUUCGACUGGGACGCCCCCCGCACCCGCGAGGGUUACUACCGCCUCCGGGGGGGCUGCGACUGCGCCAUCAACCGGGCCAUCGCCUACGCUCCCUACGCCGACGCCAUCUGGAUGGAGAGCAAGCUUCCGGAUUAUGCCCAGGCUCAGCAGUUUGCCGAGGGUGUUCACUCUGUCUGGCCUGAGCAGAAACUGGCUUAUAACCUUUCCCCCUCAUUCAACUGGAAGACUGCCAUGCCCCGAGACGAGCAGGAGACAUACAUCCGUCGACUGGCCAGCCUGGGCUACUGCUGGCAGUUCAUCACCCUGGCGGGCCUGCACACCACGGCCCUCAUCAGCGACCGCUUCGCCCGCGCCUACGCCGAGGUCGGCAUGCGCGCGUACGGCGAGCUCGUCCAGGAGCCCGAGAUCGAGCUGGGCGUCGACGUCGUCAAGCACCAGAAGUGGUCGGGAGCCACCUACGUCGACGAGCUGCAGAAGAUGGUCACCGGUGGCGUGAGCUCUACGGCUGCUAUGGGCAAGGGUGUGACAGAGGAUCAGUUUAAAUAG